Brassica rapa (field mustard) is the source of this 1129-nucleotide messenger RNA. Its product is annotated as expansin-A7-like. The record is from RefSeq and is a predicted model, not a curated record. Gene Ontology annotation, biological process: plant-type cell wall organization. NCBI's taxonomy places the organism in Eukaryota, Viridiplantae, Streptophyta, Magnoliopsida, Brassicales, Brassicaceae. Gene Ontology annotation, cellular component: extracellular region.
CGUCAACAAACAAACCCUAAGAAAACGAAACUAGAGAUGGGUCCGAUCUCAAGUUCUUGGAGCUUCAAAAAGUUCUUGGCAAUAGUCUUUGUCGUUUUCGCCAUCUCCGGUGAGUUUGUCGCCGGAUAUUACAGGCCGAGCCCGUGGAGAUACGCUCAUGCCACUUUCUAUGGCGACGAGACCGGUAGUGAAACCAUGGGUGGUGCAUGUGGAUACGGAAACCUGUUUAACAGCGGUUACGGCCUGAACACGGCGGCACUAAGCACGACGUUGUUCAAAGACGGUUAUGCAUGCGGCCAGUGUUUCCAGAUAAUGUGUGUGCAGUCAAAACAUUGUUACUAUGGAAACCCAUCGACGGUGGUCACAGCCACCAACCUCUGCCCUCCCAAUUGGUACCAAGACACCAACAAUGGUGGUUGGUGCAAUCCUCCUAGAACCCAUUUCGAUAUGGCUAAACCGGCUUUCAUGAAACUCGCUAACUGGAAGGCUGGCAUCAUCCCUGUUUCAUACCGCAGAGUCCCAUGCAAAAGGAGUGGCGGUAUGAGGUUUCAAUUCCAAGGAAAUGCGUAUUGGCUUCUCAUCUUUGUCAUGAAUGUCGGCGGCGCCGGAGACAUCAAAAGCAUGGCCGUGAAAGGUAGCAGGACGAAUUGGAUAAGCAUGAGCCACAACUGGGGGGCCUCUUACCAAGCUUUUUCUUCUCUCUACGGCCAGUCUCUCUCUUUCCGGAUCACUUCUUACACCACCGGUGAAACCGUCUAUGCAUGGAACGUUGCUCCGUCUAACUGGAACGCCGGUAUGACUUACAAGAGUUACACCAAUUUCCGCUGAAAACCUAAAAGGGAUUUUUUCUUUUAUGAGUUUUCUCCUCUCCUUUUGUUUUUUUUGUUCUUGGGAUUUAAAGAAGCUUUGAUGGCCUUUGUUGUGGAUGGCCCAUCUUUAUGUUAUACAUCUAAUGUAUACGUGUAACGGAUGUAUGUAAUUGUGAUAUAACUCUUCAUAAUCAAAGUCAUGAUGAUGAAGUCAACCCUACUUGAUCAAGAGACUUUCAUUUCGUUAUCAGAUGUGUAAUUUUGUUUUUUUUGUGAGUGUGAAGAAAAAAAUGUCUACCGAUAAAUCAUCGCAUUUUUCC